AUGGGCCGGAAAAAAGCGGUGACGAAGGGCAGAAGCGGGUGCCGCACGGGGCGGAUCGUGAAACAGUCAACUACUCCUACCGAUGUAGGUACGAAGCCGAAAAAGGCGAUGUCUAGCCCGGUGAAACGAGCCAAGAAAGCUGCUCCCCGGGGAAAGUGGAGUGAGGCAACACUCUUGACCAGCGAGAAGUCGGUCUUAGUUCAUGCGGAUUUGGUGAAUCUACUCGCCAGCCCUGAAGCUUGGAAUUGUCUAGAUGAAAGCGAAAAGCAAGAUAUCCUAGCUCUCCUCCCCGCAGAUAUCCACCCCGAAACCGAGCGCCAGCAAGACAACCAAGAACAAAAGAUACCCCCCCCUACCCGCCUCGACCUUGAGAAUGGCCACUAUGACCCCGAAUGGUUGCGACAAGCGGAGAAGGCUCGCAAGCAGCGGGAAAGUGGUGACUUCGACACCUUCAAAGAGCGCGAGUACGAAAAGUUCUGGGGCCAGAAGCAGAAUUUCAACAAGAGGCUCCUAGCUGGUGAAAGCGCUAAAAUUAAAUUGGGCCAGCUCGUUGAACAUGGAGUCAUUCAGCUUGGUGAUGUCUGGAGGUUUCGUUUCGGCUUUGGGAAAGGCGAGAAUAACAUUCAGAUUGAUAAGGAAGCCAGGAUUGACCGUAUCGAUGGCUCGGAUUUGACAUUUACUAUCCCCACUGGGAGACGAACAUUCCUCUCCAGUACUUAUCCUGGACCCCAGAAAGUUGAACCCUCACCAGUUGGAAGCGAAAUUAAGAUGGAAGUCAUUCCUGCAAGCUCCCAGGAGGUGCUUGCAAAUGCCGCAAAGGCAUCUCCGGAAACCCAAGAGCCGACCAUUGGGCACAGCAUCAAACAGGAGCUUCCUGUUUCAAGUCCACCGACACUCCCAGCAGGGUUGAUCGCAGAGAAUGAUGCGGGGGCACCUGCUGAAACUAUACCCAGUGUAUCCAAGGGCCUCACAGUUACUGAUUCCACUGCGGAAGAGGUGGACGAGACCGUGGAUCCAACGGGCCUGCCACAGGAAGCAAAUGAAACAGUCACCACAGCCGAUACUUCACUCAGAGAUCAAGGACCCGGAGCUUUUCAGGUCAUCAUCGUGAAUCAGAAUCCUAGUACCAUACCCGUCAACGAAAGUCUCAAACGCCCAACACCCCAACCAGAAUCGGAACCUCCAGCAAAGCGCAAGCGAGGCAGACCUCGCAAGAUGCAGCCUGUCCCCGAAUCCGAGACAGAGGCAGUGCCGGAUCUGGAUGAACAGACAGCUACCAGUACCCAACUGGACGCCACAGCCAACUCAGGCUUAUGUGUGGAAAUAGUCAAAUCUCCGUAUGAUUGGUCAAACUCUGCAUCUUCAGAAGCAAUGCGAUCAAACACGCAAACAAAGGAGCCCGAACAAAGUACAGAAACCUCACCACCUACUGAUAUCGAAAUGGCGGACGCAAGCGAGCGAAAUAUCCGGACCAGCCUUCCACCCGCAGGAUCGUUCACGAACCCUGAACUGCCAAUAAAACUCACAGCGUCGAACCAAAGCGAAGAGACACUCGCAACGCUCACAGCUAAGGCCAAACCAAACACACCCGAACCCGAAAUCAGAGAUAAAGAAGAGCCCGAAUCAUCCCCUCUUUCCCCAGCCAGGUCAAUGACAGGUCCACCAUCCAGCCAACCCCAUAACCAACCAGAAGAAUCUACCAAUGAAGCAGAAAGGCAGCCGCAUCCCGAGCCCGGCCAAGCAGAGCAAAAACCCGACCCCGAACCGGAACAGCUCGAGGUAUCGACCACGAUCCGAAACAUCAAAACCCCCAGCCCAGUCAUCACGCACAUAUUGAAAUUGGACGGGCGGAAGCCUGACGGCCGGACCGGCAAUUCCUGGAAGGAAUUCCGAUGCUACCGGAAUAAUCAGGACAUCGGGAGUCUUUGGGAGUUGCGGGAAGCGUGGUAUUUGAAGCAGAAAUGA
Penicillium manginii is the source of this 1965-nucleotide messenger RNA. RefSeq lists its product as uncharacterized. Lineage: Eukaryota; Fungi; Ascomycota; Eurotiomycetes; Eurotiales; Aspergillaceae. Bases 1 to 1965 code for a protein of 654 amino acids. The transcript is spliced from 5 exons. The record is from RefSeq and is a predicted model, not a curated record.